AGGAGCUUCUCUCUCGUUACUCGCUCACUCGCUCACUCGCCGACACACGCCUCGACAACUCGUUCUCAUGUCUUCGGCGUCGCUGGCGAUGGUCGUCUUCUCGGGAGGGGUCAUGAGAGCGAGGGAUUAGCGAUGCCCCCCUCCCCACCCUCUGGAAAUUCAUGAAUGCCCGGAGAGGUGAUUAUAGAGUUGGUCAGCCGCGGUGUCGCUUGCUCGAGCUUGCGAGAUUGAGAAAUAUAUCCGAUUAGAGGAAAUAAACGAAAAAGAACUUUUAUUUCAAUUGUUUUUUUUUUUUCUUCUUCUUCGUUGUUAUGGAUUUCUGACGCAUGGAUGUAGGUUUCAAAUAGACGAAUAGAGAUAGACAGAUCAUUAACACAGCGAAAACGAGAAGUCAUUGACGCAAAGCUCUUAGGACGCAUGGUCAGCCUGUCUCAAAACCCCAAUUAAGAAAUUUCUCCAAUUCACAGAAACGACAGUAGAUAUUACCAAUAACAAACAGAGAAUAUAAAACCAAAACAAAAGCACAGAUAAUGUGAGAAGAUGAAGACAUUUGACAGACUGUGUGCAGGAGGAGGUUAGGAGUGAAGUGGCGGGCAGAAAAUUGAAAAAAGAAAGAAGGAUAGAAGAAGGAAAGAAGAGAAAAGAAAAGAAAAAGAAUAGAAAUAAUACAAAGGAGGGAAGAAGGGUAGAAAAGCAAAACAAAACGGAUACAAGACAGCAGACAGUGUACUCAAAAAAACGAAGAGGAUUCAAAUAGGAACCAACGUGGAGGAAAGGGAGUUUUCGUAGCAAACAACACACGCCUUCCUCGGUCACAGAUUUCUCUCCUGUGAGAGUUAAAAGGUUGUCGGGCCAGUUCGUGCAGGAGACGAAGCGAAGAUGCAUUCCAGGCUGCUCAUCCUCACGCUGGCCACUGUCACCCUUUUCCUGAGGCAAGGGGUCGACUCGUACACCGAUAAGGUCGUGGAUAUAACAGAGCUUGUCGUGCCGGAGAACCCACGGAUCGGCGAGGACGUCACUCUCACCUGUCGCUUUCGCCUCGAGGGCCACGGCCACCGCCUCUACACUGUUAACUGGUGGCGAGGAAGAGACCAGUUCUACACGUACAAGGGGAACAACGCAGACCCCAAACAUUCUUAUAUAUUUGAAGGCAUUCACGUUGCGACAAACGAAUCCACAGACCAUUCCGUUGUGCUGAAGAACGUCAGCGAAAUAACUUCAGGAAUCUUCAAGUGCGAAGUCAUGGGGGAAGGACCGUCAUUCAGAACAGCUGUGAAGAGUAAAGUUAUGACUGUUAUCGUUCCACCUAAACAGGUAGAAAUAACGUCGUACCUGCACCCAGACACGACGCUGUACCGCAUUGGACAAAUGGUACAACUCAACUGUACCGCCACUGGAGCUAAACCCAAAGCACUUAUUACAUGGGAGAUUAAUGGUAGACCGGUCGAGCCGAAGCACAUCGAGUACUUCCGCGACAUUGAGGACCGACGGGGCCGUAUCACCUCGACGGUCGGCCUCCACUGGUUCGCCCCGGACUUCUUCAUCCGGAACAAGGCCCAAGUUGUCUGCCACGCCUCCGUCAGGGGACACCACGCGACGGACAGGAAGGACGUCUUCUUCGACCCGGCCUCCAGCGCCGCCUUUAACCAUCAGUAUGCUUCGGCAGGAUGCCAGCUGUCAAGUGCAUGGACGAUCCUGGCUUUUGCUUCGAUCCUCCUUGCAAGAUCCUGCGCCUGAAGUCUAAGAUUUUGGAAGAAGAAGAAGAAGAGAGAGAGAAAGAGAUUAAAAGCGGGGAAGAAGAAAGGGAAGAAAGUGGUGAAAGUGUAUGGUGGCUGUGGAAGAAAGGGCCAGUAAUGUAUGGUGGUUGUGGGGGCGAAUCUUCCGCGAAGGAGAGGAAGAAAGUGAUGAUGGUGGGUGUAGCAGGAAGUACGUGGAGGAGAAGGAGAAGAAGAAGGGAAAAGAAAGAAAGGGAAAAAAAAUAGAAAGAUAUAAAGACAUCAGGGGAAAUGGAUGAGAGCCAGUAUUUCGAAACACAAGCUAAAAUAUA
Messenger RNA from Penaeus chinensis, 2047 nucleotides. RefSeq lists its product as uncharacterized. The coding region runs from base 880 to 1737 and encodes 285 amino acids. The record is from RefSeq and is a predicted model, not a curated record. NCBI's taxonomy places the organism in Eukaryota, Metazoa, Arthropoda, Malacostraca, Decapoda, Penaeidae. The transcript is spliced from 8 exons.